Messenger RNA from Vitis vinifera (wine grape), 980 nucleotides. RefSeq names its product protein-S-isoprenylcysteine O-methyltransferase B. Gene Ontology annotation, molecular function: protein C-terminal S-isoprenylcysteine carboxyl O-methyltransferase activity. The transcript is spliced from 4 exons. Gene Ontology annotation, biological process: C-terminal protein methylation. NCBI's taxonomy places the organism in Eukaryota, Viridiplantae, Streptophyta, Magnoliopsida, Vitales, Vitaceae. The record is from RefSeq and is a predicted model, not a curated record. The coding region runs from base 95 to 763 and encodes 222 amino acids. Gene Ontology annotation, cellular component: membrane; endoplasmic reticulum.
GAGUAAUGCUAUCUUAGUCCUUUUAUCUUCUUCACUGAACUUUUUCAAGAUUCUGUUGGGUGGUAUCCGAUUCAAUGCAAAUAUUAUUAGGGAAAUGACAUUCUUGAAGCAUCUUUAUGGUGACUUGAAGGCCCACCUUUUAGUAUUGUCAUUGUACAGCUCUAAAGUAUUUUCAGAAAACUUCAGCUACACAGCUUGCAGACAGUUAUCUCAAAUGUUUUUGGCGAUAAUUUUCUUUCACAGUUCUGAAUAUGUCAUUGCAGUCAACAUUCAUGGAAGGUCGAAUGUAACUCUCAAGUCUCUUUUGAUCAGUAAAGCUUAUUUGCUGGCAAUGGUUUGUUCACUGCUGGAGUACUUUGCUGAAAUUGUUUUAUUUCCCGGGUUAAAGGAAAUUUGGUGGAUAAGCAACUCAGGCCUUGCAAUGGUUGUAAUUGGGGAAAUCAUAAGGAAAACAGCAAUUUUAACAGCUGGGCGGUCCUUCACUCAUCUUAUCAAGGUUUAUCAUGAAGAGGAUCACAAAUUGGUAACUCAUGGAAUCUAUAGAUAUAUACGUCACCCAGGAUAUUCUGGUUUUCUCAUAUGGUCUGUUGGCACUCAGAUAAUGCUCUGUAAUCCCAUCUCCACAAUUGCAUUUGCAAUUAUCGUCUGGCACUUCUUUUAUAAACGAAUACCAUAUGAGGAGUUUUUCCUGAGGCAGUUUUUUGGGUCAGAGUAUGAGGAAUAUGCACAACUGGUGCCUUCUGGGGUGCCGUUUGUGAAGUGAAGGGAGAAGAGUGCAUGAGGAAUGCUGCAGUGAGCAACUAUCAGAAUGAUCCAAGAAGAUGAUACUUGGAUAAUGAUGUGGUCUUCCUGACUUGCAAAUUUUGUUCUUUGCUGAACUGACAUGCCCUUAGGUGGUGUUUUGUAUUUGACUUAAUUCUACAUAGAACUUAAAACUAAAUAAUCCUUAAUAGUGUUAAGUAUUAAGUUUGUUUUUUUAA